AUGUAUAUCCGGCGCCAUCUGCAAGUCUCUGCGGUGCACCAGCGCCCUGGGACACCCGUUGAUGCCCAGAGCCAUGGCCUGCUCGACCCGACUCUGAGGCUAUUCCAGAGGGGUUUGCGCAGCAUUGACCAGUCUCGAGAUGCCCUUGUCAAGAGGCAGUUCUCUAGUAACCCCUCUCGGAACAACAAUAUCAAGAUUGGCCUCAUUGUCGGCUUCGUGCUCGCCGCCUUCCUCGCUGUUGUCAUCGUCUUCCUGUGGAUGUAUUGCGGUUCUAUCCGCUUCACCUUCAAGAAGAAGAAGCACCGUCAUCACCAUCACAGACACAAAUCCGUCAGUAGCAGAGGGUCUAGGGGUUCUGACAGAAGCGCACCACCUUCACCCAAGUCUGCGACCGAGGAGACUCCUCCGGCAGACAAGCCGGCAGAUAAAUAG
This is a messenger RNA of Fusarium falciforme, 432 nucleotides long. RefSeq lists its product as hypothetical. The record is from RefSeq and is a predicted model, not a curated record. The coding region runs from base 1 to 432 and encodes 143 amino acids. Lineage: Eukaryota; Fungi; Ascomycota; Sordariomycetes; Hypocreales; Nectriaceae. The transcript has a single exon.